AUGGUGGGUGGGGGGUGGAGCCCUGUGCUGCUGCUGCCUCCCCUGCCCUGGGUGUUGAAAAGCUCUCUGCAGGCCCAGAAGAGCUCGGCUGUUGUCCCGAAAAAGUCCUACGUGCCCACCAGCCGUGGCGAGUACAUUGUCACCAAGCUGGAUGACCUGGUCAACUGGGCACGCAGGAGCUCCCUGUGGCCCAUGACGUUCGGCCUGGCCUGCUGUGCUGUGGAGAUGAUGCACAUGGCAGCUCCUCGCUACGACAUGGACCGGUUCGGGGUGGUGUUCCGGGCCAGCCCCCGGCAGGCUGACGUGAUGAUUGUGGCUGGCACCCUGACAAACAAGAUGGCUCCAGCUCUUCGGAAGGUCUACGACCAGAUGCCGGAGCCUCGCUACGUGGUUUCCAUGGGGAGCUGUGCCAACGGUGGGGGAUACUACCACUAUUCCUACUCUGUGGUGAGGGGCUGCGACCGCAUCGUGCCCGUUGACAUCUACGUGCCAGGCUGCCCACCCACAGCUGAAGCUUUGCUGUAUGGGAUCCUGCAGCUUCAGAAGAAGAUCAAACGGGAGAAGAAGAUCCAGAUCUGGUACAGGAAAUAGCUUCUUAUUUAUGCCCCCCUCCCUGCCCACCACUCGUACGCACAAUAAAUCCACGUUCUCACAAGCCUUCCAAUAAAACUACCUG
Messenger RNA from Chaetura pelagica (chimney swift), 676 nucleotides. RefSeq names its product NADH dehydrogenase (ubiquinone) Fe-S protein 7, 20kDa (NADH-coenzyme Q reductase) (gene NDUFS7). The coding region runs from base 1 to 591 and encodes 196 amino acids. Gene Ontology annotation, molecular function: NADH dehydrogenase (ubiquinone) activity; 4 iron, 4 sulfur cluster binding; quinone binding. The record is from RefSeq and is a predicted model, not a curated record. Gene Ontology annotation, biological process: aerobic respiration; mitochondrial respiratory chain complex I assembly; electron transport coupled proton transport. The transcript is spliced from 6 exons. Lineage: Eukaryota; Metazoa; Chordata; Aves; Apodiformes; Apodidae.